AAAAGCUUUUCUAUAAACCCUGAAAGCAACAGCCAAUGAAUGAGCUUCCCGGGAGCCCACGUGAUCCCCUCCGUUGCUCAACCCGCGUCGUCUUGAGCUCUGGCAAGCCUCAGCUCCUCCCACUUGAAGCUGUCCAAUCCACGCCUUCCUCAUGCUGCGAGGGGCGCUCGCUGCCUUGGCUCUGGGCUGGGCUGCCGCCUGGCUUUGGGGUCGCGGGUUCGAUCCCCGCUCGUGGCUGUGGCCGGACCGGGAUGCUGAGCUGGUCCUGAGCGCCGACGAUUUGAGCCGCUACACUGGGGCGGAGGAGAGCGCUGGGCUUUACCUGGCUGUGCUGGGGCAGGUCUUUGAUGUGCAACGAGGACGCAAGCAUUAUGGGCCAGGGGGCGCUUACAGCUUCUUUUCAGGAAAAGAUGCCUCCAGAGCUUUUGCAUCGGGCGACUUCACCCCAGCAGGACUGGUGGAUGACAUUUCGGGACUAUCGCCGUUACAAAUGCUGGCCAUCCAGAACUGGCUCUCCUUCUACAGCAAGAAUUAUGUGCUUAUUGGCAAAGUGGCUGGGAGGUUCUAUGAUGAGGACGGAUCGCCCACUGAGGCUCUAGCGCAGGCCCAAGCUCUCAUUGAGGAAGGGCAGCGGAUGCAGACCCGGGAGAACGAGAGAAAAAAGCGGUUUCCGCCGUGCAAUUCAGAAUGGAGCUCGACCGGGGGAAGUCGGGUCUGGUGUUCAAAGCAGAGUGGUGGAGUUGACAGAGACUGGAAUGGAGUCCCGAGGAAGCUGUAUGAGCCCGGCUCCAGUCACAGCCAGUGCGUCUGCGUGAAUACAGAGGGGUUGCCUUCUGAGCAGUCACAGUCCACCCAGAUGAGUGACAGAGGUGACCUGGACAACCCUAACCUGCGAGAGUAUGAAGGGUGUCACCCACUGGCUGACUGGUGUGCUUUAAAAGACUGAACCAUCUCUCUCUCCUCUUUCUUUCUCUCUCACACACCCACACACAUACCUUACUUGUGGUUGGGCACGACGUUUGCAAAUUAUCAGCAAAGCAGAAUUCAGUAUUGUACUCUGAAAUGGCUUUGUAAACUGUGGUUUGGUGAAACUGUGGCUAUUACUGUGUCUGCUGAAACUGCUGCUGAAUGUUGAGCAGGAAAGCGGCUCUAAACCAGUGGCUGCUUGGUGAGACAAUGAAGUCAUGGUGCAAGUUUUAACCCCACACAGAGAUUUCCCCCUUCUUUCCCCCACCCCCAACCUCUUUUGCAAAAUUUAACUUCUCAUCUCUAAUGAUUUGAACCACUAUCGAGCAGAUAGUUUAGGGAAGUUUUUAAUAUUUAAUGCUGUAUUGUUUUUAACACUUGAUUGGAAGCCGCCCAGAGUGGCUGGGGAAACUCAGCCAGAUGGGCGGGGUAUAAAUAAUAAAUUAUUAUUAUUAUUAUAAAUUAUUUUAGAGCUUUUGAUAAGCCCACUCUUUCCUUGCAGGGGAGCAUAAUUCGUAUAUCACGAUAAACUAUAGUUUGUGUUAACCAUAGUUUAGAACCUGAAGCUCAAGGAUCAUUUGCUGUCCUGUGCCAUGUUGGAGGGCAGUGCAGAUCAAUUACUUUUUAACCUCACACAAAAAUAAGCAACCUACAGCACUAUUAAAUCCUUCCACCAGGUGGCAUUUCUGCAACUAAUGAACACACGCACACCAUCAGAUUCAAUUAGGUUUCUUUAUUACAAGAAAUUACACAGGCAUAUAAAUAUUGAAAAAAUACAUCGCUUUACAAAGACUUGAGGAAACGUUGCAAAGUAAUAAUAAAAACCAGUGAUUUUCCAAA
Messenger RNA from Podarcis raffonei (Aeolian wall lizard), 1806 nucleotides. RefSeq names its product neuferricin. The transcript has 4 exons. The record is from RefSeq and is a predicted model, not a curated record. Gene Ontology annotation, cellular component: membrane; endomembrane system. Bases 152 to 946 code for a protein of 264 amino acids. NCBI's taxonomy places the organism in Eukaryota, Metazoa, Chordata, Lepidosauria, Squamata, Lacertidae.